This is a messenger RNA of Acaulospora colombiana, 2271 nucleotides long. NCBI's taxonomy places the organism in Eukaryota, Fungi, Glomeromycota, Glomeromycetes, Diversisporales, Acaulosporaceae. The record is from the annotation of a GenBank genome assembly.
AUGAAAGGUAACAUUCGGUUUAUCGAUCCGUCGAGCUCUAAUAAAAGUCAUGAUACGAUGAAUAGUGGCAGAUCCACUUCCGUAACUCCGAGAUGGGGACACACCGCCACACUGGUGAACAACACUAUCUACUUUAUCGGUGGUAAAUCGAACAUCGAUCUGUAUGUCACAGACUUCCUCGCGCUUAGCGUAUCCACUAGUUUUUCCAUUUCCUCCCCUCCAUGGAUACCGCUCAAUAACACCCAAGUUCCAUUUCUGGUCGGUCACACGGCCACACCUGGUGACGUGAAUAAUUCGAAAAUUCUUAUAUUUGGUGGAAGCUUGACUGAUCCGGGUCUUAAUUUUUCCUCCAUAAUCGAUUUCAUACCAAAGUUUUAUGUUUACGAUCCUCCUAAUGAUAGCUGGCUUGUUCCUAAUUUAUCAAUAUUUUCUAAUGGACCGUCGAGAAGGUAUCAACAUUCGGCCGUCACCUUGGGUGUGCAAACCGAUUCCAAGUGGGUGGUAGGCAACGUCACCGACGAUGAUAGUGAAAAUGGACAAAUGAUAAUAUAUGGCGGAUACGUGGACGACACCACAGGAUCUCCAACCGCUAAUAUAUUGGAAGACUUUUGGGGAAUGAACAGUGUUAAUAUGGAUACCUGGGUGGGCUAUCCGGUAUUAGAAAGUUCUCCCGGACGUUUGUGCCAACAUACUGCCAGUGUAAUCAAUAAAACCAAGAUGGUGGUGUUGGGUGGUGUCAGAGAGGACGGUUUGAUGAGUAUGGCCACUGUGUAUGUGUAUGAUUUUGUUAAGUUGACCUGGUCGAACUACACGGUCACCGGUCAAGUGCCAGCACCCAGGCGAGAUCAUUCUGCUGUUGUCUCGGGACCGCGUAUAAUAAUUUAUGGCGGCGCGGAUCUUAACGGUACAACCAUUUACAAUGAUGCAGCCGAACUUGAUACCACCACCUGGAAGUGGUCGGCACAACCAACCAUUAAUACGCCGCCCGGUAGAUUUCAACACACGGCCACUUUGAUAGGAGCGAACAUGAUUGUUGGGUUUGGAAAAACUAAUGUCGACUUUAGUACGGCUGACAAUAACAUAUACAUCCUCAACGUCAUAAAUUGGACUUGGGUAGAUACCUACGUUCCAACCGUUCUCGUCAACUACACUCAUCCAGAAUUACCACCACACACUGUUUCCCCGGGAUCAUUGUCCCGUGGGGAAUUAAUUGGCAUCGUCGUUAGUGGUUCGAUUCUCAUUUUAAACGGCUCCUUACCACCGUCGCAGUCAUCGCCGAAUAGAGAUGGCGAUCUGGAGAACGGGAGUGACGAUGGAAGUAUUGAAGACGGACGAGGUGUUCGUGGUAGAAAUGAUGGAGUGGUGGCAAGGCGCGGUAAUUCUUUGGGCAAGUCGGUUAGGCGAGAUAAAACGUCGCACCUCGGUGGCGACGAGAAUGAUGACGAGGAAAUAAACAUUGUAUAUCGGGAAGAUAUAACGUCCGCCUCCAGCGAUUCUCCUUCAUCGUCCUCUCCUGCGAAAUUUCUGCGACCAUCAGAUAAUAAUGACAACCUAGUAACGAUAACGAGUAGCGAUGAUAAUUUGCUGACAAACAAUGUCCUACUGAACACAACAAAGCCCAUUGCAUCGCAUAGACGAUCGAGUUCCGACAGUGAAACCUUGACACCGGCGAGUGGUGUGGGAACUGUGAGGAGGAGGAGCGUGAAAUUCAACGAGACGCCCAUAACCAUCGAUCCCAUAAAAUACGACAGUGUGGAGAGUUUGGUGAUAUCUGCUGCUGACAGCGGUGAUAACGAUAAUAGUAUUGCUGUCGAGGACGAGGAUCGAGGUGGUCCAAGCAAUUCGCGAAAAUUCGGUCUAAUGAACUUUGGUGGCAAGGGUAGUGAUGGUGAGGGAAAGAGACUUAAUUUUCCCGGUUUGAAGAGGAGCAGUUUGAGUCUUAUAUUUAGGAGAAACAGUGGUGAUUCGGGUAAAGGCGAAGGCAAGGUUGUGAGAAGGAAUAGUGCAAGUGGUUCGGUGAGAAGUAAUCCGGAGGAGGGAGGCAGUAGGAGUAGAGAUAGUAAUAGACAUUUGACAGUGGAUGAGAAUCCAGAUUCUAGGUCUAGUUUUGAUAGUGUGGACAUCAGAAAUAUCGGUGUAGGAUUGGACAUACAACGAGCCAGUGUUGGCGGUGAUUCGAUAAUCGUGACGAGAAAUAGACUGAGAGCCGUUAACCCGGACGAAAGAGAGGACAGUAAUUCUGAGACUACCGAAGAAGAGCACGAGGAGUGA